UUUUGUAUAAGCUUCGCUGUCAUUGUGCAAAGAUCUAUUCGCGCGACUUUGAAGAUAUAUUAUAUAAAGAGGAAGCAUUCACAAUGCUCACGACGAUAAUUAUUCUCUUAAUAACUACUAGCUGUAGCUAUGCGGAUUUUAAGCUGGAAAGCGGAUGGGAUCAUUCUCAGCAUGGCCUUGAUUGGGGUGGCAGCUGCUCAAAAGGAAAAUAUCAAUCGCCGAUUAAUUUACUAACGAAAUGGGAUGCUCUGCCUGAGAAACACCCUCUAAAAUUACGAAAUUAUUGUAAUUUGGCAUCGAAUAAAGCGGUAUUAUACAAUACAGGGCACACGGUAACCGUGGACAUGGCAGCAAGUGGAAACGGGUCUUACCCUCGCAUGUCUGGAGCUCUGCUAAAUCGGACUUUCAAUGCAACGGAGUUGCAUUUCCACUGGGGCUCCAAAAACGUGAAAGGCUCUGAGCAUACGAUAGAUGGAAAACGUUUUGAUUUGGAGCUGCAUAUCGUGCACAGGGCACUUGCCGUGGAUGACAUUGCCGUUAUGAGUGUGUUGUUCAACAUCAGGCAGAAUGCAACCACGAAGCCCGUCCUUAAGCCUAUUUUCGAUGCACUAACAAAAGUUAUAGAAUAUCAUGAAAAAGCUGAAGUUAACGAGACAUUUGGCUUAUGCAAACUGUUCAAAGUUUUGGAUAAAACGGAUUAUUUCACAUACGAAGGAUCGCUGACUACACCAAAUUGUCGGCAGGGUGUCUCUUGGAUAGUAUUUCGAAAUCUAAUCGAUGUAGCACUAGAAGAUGCCUCCAAAUUACGGGAUCUUCAAGAUUCAAACGGUGAACCCAUUGCAAGCAACUUCCGCAUGAUAAUGCCGCUCAACUCACGUCCUGUUUAUCACUUCAAAAGAGGAGUAGCUCUAAAAAGAGUAGAAAAAGAAAAUGAAGAAAGCUUAAAGUAGCAGUGGAAAAUGUGUGAACAAUAUGAUUCCAGUAAAAUGUAUAUGCUUAUCCUCCAA
Molecule: messenger RNA, 1007 nt
Organism: Drosophila mojavensis
Lineage: Eukaryota; Metazoa; Arthropoda; Insecta; Diptera; Drosophilidae
Product: carbonic anhydrase 1
Exons: 5
Coding region: 84-950 (288 amino acids)
Molecular function (GO): zinc ion binding; carbonate dehydratase activity
Source: RefSeq, a predicted model, not a curated record